AUGGUGCUUUACUCUAUUAUGACAUAUUAUUGGCCAAUUAGUCUAAUCAAAUUGGUGGAAGGUUGGUGUAUAAACUUUAUUUGGAGCGCAAAUAUUAACAAACGAAAGUUGGUUACAGUUGCGUGGAAGCAUUAUUGUAAAAAGGUAAAGGAUGGGGGGUUGGGUCUUAAAUCUUUGAGGGUGUUGAAUGAGGUUGCGGAUUUGAGACAAUGUUGGAGUAUUAAUCAGGGCCAUGGGGAUUGGGAUAAGAUUAUAAAGUCUAGAGUCAUUAAAAGAGGUAGGGCAACGACGAGAGUAUUAAUCUUUUGGGCAGAUAAUUGGUGUGGUCAAGCUCUAAUGGACAUAAUCUCGGGGUAUUCUCAUGAGUCUUCUGGUAUGUUUUUAAAGGAUUAUAUUAUUGAUAAUAGAAUUGUUCUUCCUUGUGAAAUUCUUAACUUAUGUCCAAGCCUUGUGCAAUUGUGUGAUUCUGUUAUUGUUAAUCAACAAGUGCAUGAUAGGAUGAUCUGGAAGCCUAUAGAAAAUCGUCUUCUAUCACUCAAAGUUGUGUAUAAGUAA
Molecule: messenger RNA, 555 nt
Organism: Vicia faba (fava bean)
Lineage: Eukaryota; Viridiplantae; Streptophyta; Magnoliopsida; Fabales; Fabaceae
Source: the annotation of a GenBank genome assembly